Molecule: messenger RNA, 630 nt
Organism: Salvia miltiorrhiza (redroot sage)
Lineage: Eukaryota; Viridiplantae; Streptophyta; Magnoliopsida; Lamiales; Lamiaceae
Product: pentatricopeptide repeat-containing protein At1g12620-like
Exons: 1
Coding region: 1-630 (209 amino acids)
Molecular function (GO): protein binding
Source: RefSeq, a predicted model, not a curated record
AUGAUGAGCAGAAGGGCUGCUUCUGCAAUAAAUCUGAUUCAUGGAAGAGGAUUUCUCAAUCGAUGGUCGCAUAAAUCGGGUAUUAUCUCUCCUCCAUUCUCUCUCUUCUCUUCCAAGGCUUUUCAACGUAAGCGGUCCAGAAUCGAUUUCAGUUGUGUUAAAGAGCUUGACGAUGCUAUUGAAUUAUUUCAAAAAAUGAAGAGUAUGCUGUUGGAGCCUUCUGUUCUCGUGUAUAAUAAACUUAUGAGUGUUAGUGUAAAGAUUGAGCAGUACUCUUUUGCCCUUUAUGUGUUGGAUGAAAUGCUUAGGGUGGGUGUCCCUGUUAAUGUUUACACAAUGAGUAUUGCUGUCAACUGUUGUUGUAUCUUGAAAGAUACAUGCUCUUCAUUUGCUAUAAUGGGCUUCUUUUGCAAGAGUGGUUGCGAACCAAAUGUCGCGACUUUCGGCACUCUGAUUAAAGGGUUAUUCUUAGAUGAUAAGGAGGCCGAAGCCGUGAAAUUGUUCGAAAAUUUUCUGGAUUUGAAACUGUGUGAGCCUAAUGAUGUUAUGAUUCUGCACGUGAUAGAUGGGCUGUGCAAAGUUGGACAGGUCAUUGCAGGCUUGCCGCCCAUGAUUGACUUCAUAGAUUAG